This is a messenger RNA of Aspergillus alliaceus, 1128 nucleotides long. RefSeq lists its product as uncharacterized. The transcript is spliced from 2 exons. Bases 291 to 911 code for a protein of 206 amino acids. Gene Ontology annotation, molecular function: voltage-gated proton channel activity. Gene Ontology annotation, biological process: proton transmembrane transport. Gene Ontology annotation, cellular component: plasma membrane. NCBI's taxonomy places the organism in Eukaryota, Fungi, Ascomycota, Eurotiomycetes, Eurotiales, Aspergillaceae. The record is from RefSeq and is a predicted model, not a curated record.
ACUCUUCCAGGUUCACGUCCGCAUUCAGAUGCCAGCUGUUCUCGGCUUCAACAUAGCUAUGCGUAAUCAGCUGUGCUUUUCGAAAGCCAACUCAAAGCAUCUAUAUGUUGUUGAUCGGUCUCCACCACACGUAGAGUCAUAUUUGUUUGAAGAACUACAUGUUAAAAACGAUGCUGGUGACUAGAGAUGCCAAGAACGUGAAUGAACGGGAGCUGACAUAAAUUCCGACUUCAAACUGAUGGAUAUCUUUAUCAUUAGUAUCUUCUCGGUCGUAACAAAAGAGAAGAGACAUGACUUCGCAAUUACAUCCCUUACUUGAUGAACAAAGUGCCAGGUUUCCUCGCCGGCGAUGGAUAUCUCUGCCGGGAGGAGAAGAUGGAGAGGAAACCCUCAUCGCAAGGUCCCGACGGGCCGCGCGGGACUUUUUAUCAUGCCGACGAGGGCAUUACCUCGUGCUGCUGCUCGUUUCGGUCGACGUCGCUUGCACCUUUGCGGAUUUUCUGAUCGAGCUACAUGUCUGCGAGUUGAAGCAGCGUGGUACUCAUGUGGCCGCCGGCUGGGGGGCCACCCAGCAGACACUCGCGAUCGUGGGGUUGGUAUUUUCGCACCUGUUUAUGCUGGAGUUGAUGGUUGCAAUAGUCAGCUUUGGCAGGGGUUACUUUUCAUCCAAGUUCCACGUUUUUGAUUCGCUAGUCAUCAUCGUCGCGUUCGCUGUGGAUGUUACUCUUCAUGGCGUACAGGCAGAACUCGGCUCCCUGGUCGUGGUACUUCGGUUAUGGCGUGUGUUCAAGAUUAUCGAGGAGCUCGAGUCUGCUAAUGAAGACACGCUGGAAGAGUAUGAGCAUGAGAUUGAAAGACUCCACCUGGAAAACACGUAUCUCCGUCAGAGACUUGACUCGACUUCCGGAUAAUGCCGACCCUAUGAAUUGACAAACGGAAAUCGUCUGCAAGCAGUUACGGUUUGUUGCGGUCCGUUCGUAUCCCCGUUUAGGGUAUCCUGUGACUCAGUUUAGCAUGUACAAUGCGGAGCACCCCGUCUUGGUACUCGACGUUGAGGGUGGAGACGAUCACUGUGGUGCCCUAUCCUGAGAUUUCCAUUUAGAAAGCAGGAUAAUCAGCAAUGGAAAC